Messenger RNA from Symbiodinium sp. CCMP2456, 372 nucleotides. Lineage: Eukaryota; Dinophyceae; Suessiales; Symbiodiniaceae. The record is from the annotation of a GenBank genome assembly.
AUGAAGAAGUUGUGUAUUCCGAGGACUGCAGUGUUAUGUUGCAGGCAUGCUUUGAUCUCCAUUGUGAAUUGUAAUCUGAAAGACUUGACGCUUUUUUCCUGUUUGCAGGGCCUGCUCACAUCCUAUAGGUCCCCGACAUUUCGCGCAGCGUUUCCCUUCGGCCAUGGUUUGACUUUCACAAGCUUCGAGUAUUCAGGACCGCAUCGUCUCGACAAGGACUGUGGCGCGGCAGUGUGUGUGGCAGUCCUGGUCAAGAACGUGGGGCAGCGGUCCGGUGAGGAGCUUGUCCAGGCCUACGUUCAUUUCGCUGACCCUGUUGGUGGAGAUGAGCCCUGGCUAACUUGCUCUGCGCAUGCACAACUAGUGAUCUGA